CCGGCUGUAACGCCCGGCGGGGGGAGUCGGAUUUGUGGGGUUCAUUGAUCCUCGCCUCCCCUCCCCCCCUUCUUAAGGGGGUUCUGGAUCGCCAGCCCCCGGGAAGCCCGGGGGGGGGAGCAGGCUGGUAUUUGGGUAUAACGCCCAAAGGGGGAUUUCUGAAGGGGGCGUAGUGGGGGGGGAUUUUUUGCCCUGGCUUUCUCGGGGGACCAGCGGAGGCUGAUGUGAUGUUCUGGCAGCCACCUCCGCUAGAUGCCUUCUGCCUGCUUCUGGGGCUGCUGAUUGUGGGUGAGCCCCAAUGCCGGUGGUGCACCCUGAACCCCCUGACGGGGGCUGGGGCUGGAUGGUGGUGCUGGCCGCCUUCUUCCAGUCGGCGCUGGUUUUCGGGGUGAUCCGCUCCUUCGGCGUCUUCUUCAUGGAGUUUGUGGGGUACUUUGGGGAGCUGUCCGGGCGGGUGUCCUGGAUCACCUCCAUCGGGAUCGCGGUGCAGCAAUUUGCUAGUCCGGUGGGCAGCGCCCUCAGCACCCAGUACGGCGCCCGCCCCGUAGUGAUGGCCGGGGGCCUCCUCUCGGGGCUGGGCAUGCUCCUGGCUUCCUUCGCCACCAGCCUGACCCACCUGUACGUGAGCAUCGGGCUGCUCUCAGGCUUCGGGUGGGCCUUGGUCUUCACACCCUCCGUGGCCUCGGUGGCUCGUUACUUCAAGAAGCGCCGGACGUUCGCCACAGGCUUGGCCUUCACGGGCGUGGGCCUGUCCUCCUUCGCCUUCUCCCCACUCUUCCAGUUCCUGGUGGACACCUACGCCUGGCGGGGGGCCCUCCUGGUGGUGGCCGGCAUGUCCUUCAACCUGGUGGUGUGCGGAGCCCUAAUCCGCCCCCUGACCCUCAAGGAGGACCUGGCCAGCCCUGGGGACCCUGGCGGGAGCUGCCUGGGGAAGCUUUCCACCCUCUUUGGCCUGCCUUUGCUCUCCCACUGGCCCUUUGUGAGAUUUGUGCUAGCCGUGACCUUGAUCAACACCGGCUACUUCAUUCCCUACGUCCACUUGGUGGCCCGAGCCCGGGAGCUGGGCUUCGAUGAGUACCAGGCUGCCUUCCUCAUGUCCGUGGCAGCCGUGGCCGACCUGUGUGGCCGCCUCCUCUCGGGUUGGCUGGCCGACUGCCGGGCUUUCCGCCUCAGCCACAUUUUGGUGGCCUGGACCUCCCUGACUGGCAUCUCCUUGGCACUGGUGCCUCUGGGGCACGGCUACCCGUUGUUGAUGGCCAUCAGCGUCUGUUAUGGGUUCUUCUCCGGGGCGCUCACCCCCGUGGUCUUUUCCAUCCUGCCGGAAAUUGUGGGCAUCGGGCGGAUUUUUGGCUCUAUGGGGCUGCUGCAGAUGAUGGAGAGCAUCGGCGGGCUUCUGGGAGCGCCGUUCUCUGGUUGGCUGCGGGACAUGACUGGGGACUACAUGGCCUCUUUCUUGGCAGCUGGGGCUUUCCUCUUGGCUGGGAGCCUGGUUUUGGUCACUCUGCCCAACUUCUUCUCCUGUCUGGGCACCUCCUCUCCUGCCUGCCGGGGCACCCAGGUGGAGGCAGGGGCAGAGCCGGCUCCAUUGACACCAGCCUCUGGGGAACAUUCCUCCCAGGACAGAGACUAGCCGGCCAGAAGCCAAGAUCUCAGGGAGCCGGUGUGACUGCAAGGGAGUGCUGGGACCAUCACCAGGUUCUGGAAGGGAUAAUGUGGUAAAUUCCAGGCUGGUGAGGGGUCUCUAUCUAAAAGGGUGCUCCUUCACAGAAAUAAGCCACUUCACUACCCCCCUUGCCCUCUUGGAUUCUCCUCCGGUGCCUCCCACGGGCUCUGGGCUCGGGCUCCAACCUCCCAGCAGCCUGCUGGAAGCCUAGGGCUUGUUCUGGAGGUCCAUAAGUCAGGGAGGAUGUUGAGGAAGGGGAGAGACCCCAGCGAGGAGCAGAAAUUGGAUCAGAGUCUGGGUCUAAGGCAAAGAACAUUUUAUAAAGGGGGAGGGGGAUCGGGCCGCUGCGUUCAUUUGGGGAAAUACGGCACUGACCUAUCGAGGGCAAACAGGAAGUAAAAGGCCCCCUCCCGUAAUCUCUUGGGCAGCAGGCCCCUGCCUCAGUUUCCCCACUUGCUGCUAGGAAUAGCUGGCAGGAAAUAGACACCCAGCUUUGUACCCCACGUCGGGGCAUUAGUGAUGUCCCAGAGCCCAGAAAUGCAGUUACCGGUUCCGGAUUUAUGGAUUUUGUGCUGCUAGAUGUGUAAUUAGACAGGUAUGGCUGGGGAAGGGGGGCGGGUCUCAUCGGGCAUCGUUUACCCUCCAGAAGGUAGGAUUUGGUGAUUUAAAAGGGGGGAGGGGGUUGUUUAGAGAAAUGACAGUUUCGAGGGGGGACAAAAGCGGCGGUUUCAAGUGCCACCUUUUCUGGAACAGAGCUGCGUUUGGGGGGAAUUAAAACCAGCCAAUUCCUCUGGCAGGCGUCCGAGUUCAUGGUCCCCUAACCAGCGCGGGAGAGAAAGGGGCCCAAGCGGACAUGACUAGGUUGGAAGCGGCCAGAGUGGCGCUCCCUGCCCCCUCCCCGGCAGAUGGACCAAAGGUUGAACGUGCCUCGUGGAAGCAAAGCGGUGUGAAAGUUCAUCUGAUUUUCCACUGAUUGAAAUGAACAAGUCUCUUCACGAUGGGGCGGGAGGGAACAGGGAGAGUAAAUAUUAAUGUUGCCUGAGGAGAUGGAAGAUUAACAAGGGAGGUUUCUCCAAGGAUUGGGCAAAAGAGCUUGUGGUGGGUUUGCAGAGUUGUGGGGGCGGGGGAGAAGAAAGAAAAGGGAUUAAUAUAAGUACAGGGCAGACCUGGUGAUGAUGGAACCUAGGAGUCCUGGGUCCCAGCCACCCCCUGCUCUAACCCACCAGAUCCCAGACCCCUGUGAUCCUGGUCCCUGUCCAUUGUCUGGGACAUUGCACGUACCCUUUGUAAUCCAGUCUUUUCCAGGCUCUUUGGGGGCAGUUGGUUAUCCAGGGACCCCUCACCAGUGCUGAGAUGCGGCCACCUCUGGGGUGGGGCGGCUGGUUAUAUAGGGACCCCUCGCCCGGCGCUGAGAUGCGGCCACCUCUGGGGUGGGGCGGCUGGUUAUACAGGGACCCCUCGCCCGGCGCUGAGAUGCGGCCACCUCUGGGGUGGGGCGGCUGGUUAUACAGGGACCCCUCGCCCGGCGCUGAGAUGCGGCCACCUCUGGGGUGGGGCCGCUGGUUAUACAGGGAUACCUGAAACAGCAUGGAAACUUUUUAAAGACACCAUUUAAAUGCAUACCCCCAAAUUAAAAAAAAAAACAGCAAGAGGGACCGAAAAAGUGCCACCAUGGUUAAACGACUAAGUAAGAAAAGACGUGAGAGGCAAAAGGGCAUCCUUUAAAGAGUGGAUGUUAAAUCCUAGUGAGGAAAAGAGAAAGGAGCAUCAACUCUGGAUAAAAAUACAAUGAGGAAGGCCAAAAAGGAAUUUGAAGAGCAACUAGCCAAAGCCUCAGAAAGUAACAGCAAAAAAGUGUGUUAAGUACAUCAGAAGCAGGAAGCCGGCUAAGCAACCAGUGGGGCCUUGGCCAAUGGAGAUGCUGACGGACCGCUCAAGGACGAUAAAGCCAUUGCGGAGAAACUAAAUGAAUUCUUUGUAUCGGUCUUCCCAGCCAAGGACAGGAGGGAGAUUCCCAAACCCUUCUGUUCCGGUGACAGAUAUGAGGAACUGUCCCAGAUUGAGGUGUCAUUAGAGGAGGUUUUUGGACCAAAUUGAUGAAUUAUAGACUCAUAGACUCCAAGGUCAGAAGGGACCAUUAUGAUCAUCCGGUCUGACCCCCUGCAUGCCGCAGGCCGCAAGACCCUUCCCGUUGAAGUCCCCAAUCCUGUGUUUUAGUGACUUCAAUCGGCAGAGACCCUCCUGCUAGUGAUCCCUGCCCCAUGCUGCGGAGGAACGCGAAAAACCUCCAGAGGCUCAGCCAAUCUACCCUGGAGGAAAAUUCCUUCCCGACCCCAAAUAUGGCGAUCAGUACUACCCCGAGCAUAUAGGCAAGAGUCUCUAGCCUGACCCUUGUUGGCCAUUAUGCUAUUCAUGUACCAUUGCUUGGUUUUCCUUGGCUACUAUGUUUUAUCAUUAAACCAUUCCCUCCAUAAACUUAUCCAACUUAAUCUUAAAACCAGUCAGGUCCGUUGCCCCCACCGUUUCCCUCGGAAGGCCGUUCCAAUAUUUCACCCCUCUGACGGUCAGAAACCUUUGUCUAAUUUCAAGCCUAAACUUCCCCCGGCCAGUUUGUAUCCAUUCGUUCUCGUGUCCACAUUAGUACUAAACUGGAAUAAUUCCUCUCCCUCCCUUGUAUUAACCCCUCUGAUAUAUUUAAAGAUAGCAAUCAUAUCCCCCCUCAGCCUUCGCUUUGUCAGACUAAACAACCCAAGCUCCUCUAAUCUCUUUUCAUACGACAGGUUUUCCAUUCCUCUGAUCAUCCUAGUCGCCCUUCUCUGCACCCGUUCCAGUUUGAGUUCAUCUUUUUUAAACAUGGGAGACCAGAACUGCACACACUACUCCAAAUGAGGUCUCACCAGCGCCUUAUACAACGGAAGCAGGACCUCCCUAUCCCUACUAGAUAAGUCACCAGGACCAGAUGGGAUUCACCCCAAACGUCUGCAAGAACUCAAAUGUGAAAUUGCAGAACUACGAACUGUCAGUCUGUAACCUGUCGUUGAAAUCAGCUUCGGCACCGGAUGGCUGGCAGAGAGCUAAUGUGACGCCAAGUUUUUUCAACAGGCUCCAGAGGUGGUGAUAUCAUAUAAAUCAUAGAAGAUCAGGGUUGGAAGGGACCUCAGGAGGUAUCUAGUCCAACCCCCUGCUCAAAGCAGGACCAAUGCCCAGACUGAUUUUUUUUUUCCCCAGAUCACUAAAUGGCCCCCUUAAGGAUUGAACUCACAACCCUGGGUUUAGCAAGCCAGUGCUUUGCAUUAUAGUCAGCACAAAGGCAAGGAACCUCCAGGCCUGUCUCCCGGAAGACAUUCGCUUCUGCAUGUUAGCACAAGGCUUGGGGCCUAGGCACUUUGCACUGAAAAAUGGCCCAAUGGAACCCCCCCCCGCCCAAUAUUCGGGGAGCUGGAAAUAGGGUUUAAGGGGAAGUUCUGACCACAGGUACAUGUGUCAACUACACAAGUGUCCUGGCAACAAACUGACGUAUAUAACAGGUACAUGGGAUGCAGCCGAGGCUAGUCAGCUUGCUUGCCUAUAUAUUGUUUCUUAUGGGUUUGAUUAUUAUAGGUUUAUAUUAGAGUAUAUUUUGGCUGUAACACAAGGGACCCGCAGGCCACACCCUGUAUGCUGAGCUAAGGUGAAGUUAUCCUACAUAUGUUUAGGACUUUUCACCUAGAGAGAUGGUGAAGAGGUAAAACAUAAGGUCCGUAUAGGGCUGUGACCUUUAACAUAGAGGGUGCAUUGGGUACCUGCCUGACCCUGCUGCCGGGGCUCCCUUCAUGCUGUACUGCUGUGACAAGCUACAGACACACUCCCGGUCUCUCACUUUCCCCAGGUAGGGACACACCCAGCGGUGGUAACAUGCAAACAGGCUUUCUGGCCAGCCACUGCAUGGGAAAGCUUCAGCUAAGGAAAUGCCUAGAUAUCCGAGUGCACACCCCCACUCUGGAGGGUCAGCCCAAAGUCGUACCUCUCCUGCCGCACAGGGAAGGGUACAGCCUAAGCUCAUGAAAUUCACCCCCUCUCUCAAUGUGGACAGGAAAUAUACAAGCUUUCCACCCCUUGUUACAACUCCCACAGAUUGGUUUUAGACAAAACAAAAACAAGUUUUAGUGACAUGAUGUGAAGUGAUUCUAAGGGAUAGCAAACAGAGCGACCCCUUCUCCUCCAGUUCAAUCUUUGUUUCUUGGGUGUUUCCAAGCAUCUCCUUUGGGCUGGGAGUCAGUGAAGAAGAACCAUGAUGAUGUUACUCCCCUGCCUUAAAUAGCUUUUGAAUCAGUAAGGGCAUCGCCAGCAGAUCAAGGGAAGUGAUCAUUCCCCUCAAUUUGGCACUGGUGAGGCCACAUCUGGAGUAUUGCGUCCAGUUUUGGGCUCCCCACCACAGAAAAGAUGUGGACAAAUUGGAGAGUCCAGCGGAGGGCAACAAAAAUAAUUAGGAGGCUGGGGCACAUGACCUACGAGGAGAGGCUGCGGGAACUGGGGUUAUUUAGUCUGCAGAAGAGAAGAAUGAGGGGGGAUUUGAUAGCUGCUUUCAACUCCCUGAAGGAGUGUUCCAAAGAGGACGGAGCUCGGCUGUUCUCAGUGGUGGCAGAUGACAGAACAAGGAGCAAUGGUCUCAAGUUGCAGUGGGGGAGGUCUAGGUUGGACAUUAGGAAAAACUAUUUGUCACAGACUCCCAGAUCGUGCCCACUCCUGGCCCUGUGCGGUCCGUGGGGGGUGCCUCUUUCAGUGCGACAGCCCUUCUCGGGGGUCCACUCUCUCUUGGGGUCAGGCCCCCUCCACCUCCUGGAGCCGCACCUCUCUGAGCCUUAGCAUGUCUGUUUCUCACUGUGGGCCCCCUCAGGGAGUCCACUCGCUCUGGACCCACCAGGCCUCCACCCCCGAAGGGGUUGAUGCAACCCUGUUCUCUAGCCUGGAGUGACUCUCAGCCAGUGUCACACAGGAGGGUUAUUGAGCAUCUGAACACAACACAGGAAACUCUCCGGGCCUCAGGCCUGGCCUCCCUCAGCACAGCACAUCCCAGUCUCUCUGCAUCCAGGGGGGCUCUGCCUGCUCCCCCUCUCCAGCCCCGAGCCCCCCUGCUUCCCAGCUGGGCAUCUGAGAUCCCCGGCCCCAAGCCCCACCUCUGUCCAUUGUCUUCUCUCCAGGGAAACCGGGUCACCUGGGCCUCCUCUCCUCUCAGCCCUCCUCUGGCCCCUCUGGCUGGUCAGGUCCCCGGGGGCCUCUCUUCACAGCCAGUCCUCCCACUGGCCAGAACCGGCUGCGACUCCUGAGCUGGGUCUCCGCGUCGUAAGGUCACCAGUUGCUGGUGCAGUUGUCCAUCCUCCAGGCCAUCGGCUGGGGUCCCAAGUUCCCUCUCCGGUCCUCUGUAACUACAAACUCCCUCUCCCCUCACCUUGUUAAACUAGUAACCCCCAGGGAAACUGAGUCUCACCCCCUAUGCAUGCAAACCAUUGGAAAAACAAGGAAAACACAAGAAAAUCCCCCACUUCGUCACACUAUGUCACUAGGAGGGUGGUGAAGCACUGGAAUGGGUUCCCUAGGGAGGUGGUGGAAUCUCCUUCCUUAGAAAGAACAGGAGUACUUGUGGCACCUUAGAGACUAACACAUUUGUUAGAGCAUAAGCUUUCGUGGGCUACAGCCCACUUCUUCGGAUGCAUAGUCCACGAAAGCUUAUGCUCUAAUAAAUGUGUUAGUCUCUAAGGUGCCACAAGUCCUCCUGUUCUUUUUGCGGAUACAGACUAACACGGCUGCUACUCUGAAUCCUUCCUUAGAGGUUUUUAAGGCCUGUCUUCACAAAGCCCUGGCUGGGAUGAUUUAGUUGGGGAUUGGUCCUGCUUUGAGCAGGGGGUUGGACUAGAAACCUCCUGAGGUCCCUUCCAACCCUGAUCUUCGAUGAUAAGGUGGGAACCCUUUGUCUCCAACUUUUUAGCUCUCACACUGGUCAGUGGAAAAACACUGGUAUUCUCUGAUGGAGUCCAGUACCGGGUGAUUGGUUACAUGCCCCUGUAGGGCCAUAACCUCCAUGAGUUAGAGGUUGGUUGUAGUGUCCCCAGGAAGGCUCCCCGGUGGGAGAUUAGCAUCUUCUAAGACCUACUGUUUUCUCUAAUGGCCCUUCCCAGAAUGCAAUCUAGACCGAUUGCAUUCUGCCUAGUGGGCAUUCCCCAGAUGCAAACACUUGUAAUAGAUGCAUGGACAAUAUUCUUAACUUCAGAUACCAAAAUGAUACAUGCAUACAAAUUGGAUAAUCCUAUUCAUGGAAUCAUAACCUUUCCAAUGAUAUCUCCCAUGAUCGAUCCUGGGAAGCGAGACAAAGACAAGGAGGAGGAGCAACGGGGGUGUCUGAGGUCCAGUCACUGGAAGCCGGGCAGUCUUCAGUUUGGGACUAGAAGAGGGGGAGUCCGGGGCGUCUGGAUCGGGACUCCCCCAAGAUGGACUUGGCUGAAAGUCACUGAUUUCUAUGCUAACAAGUUCUGUCCUACGCUGUGUUUCUGUCGACUAAUAAACCUUCUGUUUUA
Messenger RNA from Malaclemys terrapin pileata, 8214 nucleotides. Its product is annotated as monocarboxylate transporter 13-like. The record is from RefSeq and is a predicted model, not a curated record. Gene Ontology annotation, molecular function: monocarboxylic acid transmembrane transporter activity. Bases 299 to 1630 code for a protein of 443 amino acids. The transcript is spliced from 6 exons. Gene Ontology annotation, biological process: transmembrane transport; monocarboxylic acid transport. NCBI's taxonomy places the organism in Eukaryota, Metazoa, Chordata, Testudines, Emydidae.